Setaria italica (foxtail millet) is the source of this 2424-nucleotide messenger RNA. Its product is annotated as probable long-chain-alcohol O-fatty-acyltransferase 4. The coding region runs from base 1078 to 2106 and encodes 342 amino acids. Gene Ontology annotation, biological process: lipid metabolic process. The transcript has a single exon. The record is from RefSeq and is a predicted model, not a curated record. NCBI's taxonomy places the organism in Eukaryota, Viridiplantae, Streptophyta, Magnoliopsida, Poales, Poaceae.
GUAGCAAAUAUAUACAACAUUCUGACAGGGAAUUCCCCAUUGGAACUUUCUGAAAGCUCCGGCUGCCAAUCCACCAUUCAGAAAAGGGGUCAAUCAGAGAAAAUCAGGUUCAACCCUGUCCGUUCCGGCACACAUAUUUGGCUUAAUUGGAAGCCCGGUUGUAGCUUCAGCAUCAUCAUCAUCUACAUUACCGCCAUUGCUGGCACCGAGCUCUGCCAUGCUGCCGGGUUGCCACCAACGUCCACUCCACUGGGCACUGGCCACUGGCGUCGUCACUGUCAUGCUCAAGCUCGACAACCGGACCUGGACGGCAAUCACACGGCACGAGGGUGGAGAAGACACGACGGUCGACGGUUACAGAUGCAUACGGGACCUUUUUCUUUCUUUUCAUGCCCAAUUCUUAACCCAAAAACUGCGUGGCACAUGAUGUAUUUUCAAUUCUUCCCUUUGAUGGCCAUUUCUACUGAUAUAUUCCAUCGCCAGUUCGAUCGACGUCACGCGAGUACGCGACUCCAUCCGGAUCUCGAUCGGCCUUUGGCCGAUCAUUGGUCAAUGGACGACGGCUAGCCGGCUAGGCAGGCAGUCAGGCAAGCAUGGCGUCCGAGCUUACCGGCCUCGCCGUGGUCUCGGCCGCCGCGGCCGAGGCCCUGUCCUACGCGCGGCUCGCCACCUCGUGCCUGGCCCCCGGGACCCCCCGCCUCGCGGCGCACCGACCGAGCUCCGCGAUGCUGCCAGUGCCAGCACUGCGGGUUGCCACCACCGGGCGCUGGCAUCAUCGUCGUUGCGAUGCUCAAGCUCGACAACUGGACGGCAAUCGCACGGCACGAGAGUGGAGAAGACACAACGGUUACACAUGCAUACGAAACCCUUUUCUUUCUUUUCAUUCCCAAUUCUUAACCCAACCUGCGUGGCGCAGGAUGCAUUUUCAGUUCUUCCUUGCGAUCGCCAUUUCUACUAAUAUAUUCCAUCGCCAGUUCGAUCGACAUCACGCGACCUCAUCCGGAUCUCGAUCGGCCUUUGCCCGCCGUGGUCAUUGGUCAACGGACGACGGCUAGCCGGCAAGGCAGUCAGGCAGGCAUGGCGUCCGAGCUAGCGGCCCUCGCCGUGGUCUCGGCCGCCGUGGCCGGGGCCCUGUCCUACGCGCGGCUCGCCACCUCGCGCCUGCCCCCCGGAAUCCCCCGCCUCGCGGCGCUCCUCCCGGUGCUCCUCUUCCUCCCCAUCCUCCCCUUCGCCUUCUCCUCCAUCCACCUCCGCACCGUCUCCGCCUUCUUCCUCGUCUGGCUCUGCGCCUUCAAGCUCCUCCUCCUCGCCGCCGGCCACGGGCCGCUCCACCCCGCCCUCCCGCUCGUCCGCUUCGUCGCGUGCGCCGCGCUGCCCAUCAAGGUCCGCGACGACAGGCAGCAGCGCCAGCAGCCGCCGUCCCGCUCCCUCCCUUCAGGAUUCCUGCUGUCCUACACGGCCAAGGCGGCGCUCUUCGCGGCGCUCGUCUCCGCCCGGUGCUACAGAUCCCGGAUGCCCGCGUGCGCCGUGCCCGCGUUCGACGGCGCGCACGUGUACCUGAUGCUGGAGCUCUUCCUCGCCUCCGCGGCGGCGCUCGCCCGCGCGCUGCUGGGCGCGGAGCUGGAGCCGCAGUUCGACCGACCCUACCUCGCCUCCUCCCUCCGCGACUUCUGGGGCCGCCGGUGGAACCUCAUGGUCCCCGGCGUGCUCCGGCCCUGCGUGUACCGCCCCGUGCGCGCCCGCCUCGGCCCCGCCGCGGGCGUGCUCGCGGCGUUCCUCGUGUCCGGGGCCAUGCACGAGGUCAUGUUCUACUACAUCACGCUGGAGGUCGGGACCGGGGAGGUGACCGCGUUCUUCGCGCUGCACGGCGCGUGCGCGGUCGCCGAGCGGUGGUGCGCGGCGCGGCUGGGGCCGCGGCGGCGGCUGCCGCGCCCCGUGGCGACGGCGCUCACGCUGGCGUUCGUGGUGGGGACCGGGUCGUGUCUCUUCUUCGCGCCCGUGAUCCGGAGCGGGCUGGACAAGGCCAUCGUCGCCGAGUGCGAGGGGAUGCUGGCGUUCUUGGAGCGGGCUGCCCGGAAUCUGGCCGCGGCGGCACAGUUGACUUGAUUGAACCGUGUAAUCCAAUUUGGUUGCCUGCAGAGUCAGAGAUUGCAUAAUUGAGAGCAACGUGCUGAUACGCGGUUUAGUGAGACUGGCGUAUCGUGUAUAGCAAGAUUCAGAAAUCAGAAUGACAAGGUUCAGUAAUGAAUACUUACGGUAGUGUUCGCAGUGUCGAUUCAGAAAUCAGAAUGACAAGAUUCAGCAAGAUUCAGAGAUUACAGUCGUUGAUUCCUAAUACUGUUUGCAGUGUCGAUUCAGCGUUUUUUUUUAGAGCAGUGUCGAUUCAGCGUUGACAAGGUUCAGUAAUGAAUACUCGAAACUCGA